Messenger RNA from Conger conger (European conger), 1990 nucleotides. RefSeq names its product zinc finger and SCAN domain-containing protein 21-like. The record is from RefSeq and is a predicted model, not a curated record. Gene Ontology annotation, biological process: regulation of transcription by RNA polymerase II. The coding region runs from base 204 to 1283 and encodes 359 amino acids. The transcript is spliced from 3 exons. Gene Ontology annotation, molecular function: RNA polymerase II cis-regulatory region sequence-specific DNA binding; DNA-binding transcription factor activity. Lineage: Eukaryota; Metazoa; Chordata; Actinopteri; Anguilliformes; Congridae.
ACAGACGGUAUCUCAGAGGAAGAAACGAAUCUUGGAAAACAGUAACUGUGAGCACAGAACUGCGUGUGAAGCAUCAAGCUAAAUGACUAGCCUAACUAUCUAGCUAGUAGCUACCCUCUUGCAACUUUGUGUUGUUGUCGUUUGAGGUUUUACGAAGAAAUCGUAUCCGUCGUGUACUACAGUGCGUACAGUAAAGUGGCAAGAUGCUGGUCUCUUUGAGCUUACGGUCACAGCUGGCCUCCAUCAUGGACAUGUUGGCGAAAUCGGCCGUAGCAGAGAUCAGCAAGCUUAUCGACGACGGCUCGGCAGUCUGGCGGCUGGAGAUGUCCAGGAGACUUAAGGAGAACGAGGCUCUUAGGCGGAAAGUGCUGCUGCUGGAGCGCGAGCUGGAGCUGCGGGCGACGCGAGGAUGUGGGCAGGAAGUAGAGUUUGCAGCUACGGAGGAGACUGACAUCAUAUUUAUCAAGGAGGAGAGACUGGAAGGUGGCAACGGAAAGUGUGGCGGAUGGGAAACCAAAGGAAAGAGUGCUGUGGAGCCCCCUGCCCCUCUUGACUGUUGGGGGAGGGGUCCUAGUGAGCAGGAGUCCUAUGAGGAGGACUGGGGAGAGGCUGUGCCCCCUGGAAAGGAAGAGGAGUUUGCCGUGCAACAUAGGCCCCACUCCAAUGGAUGGGAGGAGCCAGGCAGCAUAGGAAGUGGGGUAAAGGCAGAGAUUGUUGUAGACCAUUCCAUCUUCCAGCCGCCCAGAGAGUCAGGCACUGAAGGGGGUGUGUGGCAACCAAAUGCCUCGGGACCUGAGGGUGUAAUAGGUGAGGGGGUCGUCACGGAGAAUAGGGAUGGGGAAAUGGGCAGGCCAGCACUCUCCUGUGGGGAGAGUCUACACAAGGUCACAGAGGAGGGGGGCGUGUUCCUCCGAAGCUUUGCUUUCUCAAGUGCAGGUUUUGCUCAGACCAGAGCUGCAGAGACCUCGGGCAGAGCUAUGGUUGGACCAGGACAGACUCAGGUUACCUGCAUUUACUGCGGGAAGCACUUUGCAUACCUCAGCUACCUGAAACGUCACCUGCGCAUACACACAGGCGAGAAGCCCUACAGCUGCAUCUAUUGUGGUAAGAGAUUCUCAGACGGCAGCAGCAGGAACAAACACGAGCGCAUCCACACAGGACGGAAACCGUUCCGCUGCACGCACUGCGGGAAAUACUUCUCCCGCCGCUGCCAUCUGAAACGACACCAGAAGCUUCACACCAAAACGGAGCUGCUCAGUUGUGGUAAUCCGGGAUGUUUCUGAAACGCACCCUCCCCAACACCCAAAGCCCAACCCCUCCCCCGAAGGGCACCUUUUACAUCUGUGAGAAUAUUCAAUGGGAUGCAUUUCAUUUUCAUUACUUUAUGCAUUAUGUAUGGUCCUGUUCUUUCUGUAUAAUACCAGUAUGUCAUAGCAACAGGUACAGUUACAAAUUCAGUUACAGGUGAUAUUUACAUUUCCAGUGUCAGGAUCUUGGGGAUUCAACAUUGUCAGAGUGGUUGCAUGCUUUAUUUGACUGUAAGAUGUUAGGGGCUCCACAGAGUCUCGUCCUGCAGCAUACUGACAAAGAAAGAUAGCUCACCUAGGCCCACCCUGUCUCCGAUACACAAAUAGUCUCUCACACCAAUAGUCACAUAUCAUCCCCUGAACUCAUCCGCUCAUAGUUGAUUCUGUACUGUUACAAAAACAUAGAAGAUCAAAUAGUUAGGUGUCUACCUCACUGACCGGCAGUUAGUGGAGACGAAGUGGAGCCUUCCUUAAUCAAGGAAGUCAGAUGGCUAUAAAUGUGCAGUUCUGAAUACACUUCUGUUUCCCGCAGUUUGGAAGACAAAGGAAUCAGAACCGUAUUUUGGCUGAUCAGAUGUUCUCUAUUGACUCCGAGACAGUUGUCUGUGAUGGCUUUGCUAGAUUGUGCCCCUGUCUCUUUGUUACUGCUUGGAUACUUUUAAUAAACAUUGUCAAAUUCUUAA